Molecule: messenger RNA, 3447 nt
Organism: Coccomyxa subellipsoidea C-169
Lineage: Eukaryota; Viridiplantae; Chlorophyta; Trebouxiophyceae; Coccomyxaceae
Exons: 12
Coding region: 1-3447 (1148 amino acids)
Source: RefSeq, a predicted model, not a curated record
AUGGGAAGUGAGGAGAAGGUGGAGCAUGACUGCAUCAUCUGUGCCAGCGUCCUUGGCACGAAUGGGGGCACUCUCACCCUCCUAUGCGAGUGUAUCUGCCGAUGGCGGCAGCGAUCGUGGCGCUGCCCGGUGUGCCGGGUGAUGGACGGGCGUGAGCUGACGGUCCCCCCGGCAGCAGCGGGGGGCGGACCUCCCGGUCAGCCGCGCCGCUCAGGGGGCGUGGGCCAUUUGGGGCAGCGGCUGCGGCCCAUGGCGGAGCAGAUGCUGGCCGAGAGCGGCGACAACGUUCUGGACGUCCUGCUGCAGCUGCUGGAGCUUAUUAUUAUUAUUAUUAUUAUUAUUAUUAUUAUUAUUACACGCUUUUCUUACCGAAGGCAAGGUGCGUCUGCAGACAAGCUGCAUGGCAUUCAGGAUGGGACGCUGCCGGCAGACCUGGACGGGGUGGCGCCAGAUCAGGCGGCGGCCUCUGGCAGGGCGCCACCUGGCGCCGCGUCAUUGGACCGCCUGGUGCUGAAUCAGCUCGUGACCGUGCUGCAAGCCACCAGCGCCCUCAUCGCCGGCCGCGGCGGCGGCGGCCGGCCCCACACGGCAGCCGCCACCGCUCCCCAGAAUGAGCUGCAGCAGCAGCAGCAGCAGGCGCGGCCACACAGCGGCCAAAGGCGGCGCAGGAGCCCGGCGUCCGCGGCGAGCGUUCUGGCGCACCGGCACAGCCGCCGCAGCCGGCUGCAGGGCGCCUCUUCCAGGCAGGCCGCUGACGAAGGUCCGUCUGCCGAGGCGCAGCCGGCAACACGCGAGAUGUCAACACAGACGUCCGACCUGUCGGAUGACGGCGUUCCCGGCAGCAGGCCCAGCCGCCGCGAGCGGCCGGCCAGCGCCAAGCGCCUCAAUGGCGCCACCAGCAUCAGCCCCCGGCACACCUCCCCGGACGCGCGGCAGGCCCCGCGCAAUUCCGAUCCCGUGCCGGUUGCGCGAACUCCGCGCCCCGGCGAUCGCAAGGAAGCGGCGUCUAAUAGGGAAACUGCAGCUGUUGGCGCGGCGGCUGGGUCGUCAGAGCGGCCUCCAGGGCUCGGCGGCUUGGACGGCCCCCUUGUAAAAGCAGCGGUUGCGCAAAAUGCAGAGCCGAGUACGGCUCUCAGGGAAGGCAGCUCCAGGGUGAUCUUACCUGAUCUCGGCUCAGAAGGGACUGCCAGCGCUCCUGAGAGCAGGGAUUUUAAAUCACCGGACAGGGCCGGGGCAAGCAGAUCAUCUGCCGAGGCCAUCCCUGGGCAGGGGAGGGAUGGAAGCAGGCCGCGAGAGGAAUUGAUGACAGAAGGAAAGCUUAAGAGCAGCUCGGAGGGGCCGCAGCAGCCGUCAAUUCAGGGUGACUCUGCGCCGCCGACGCGCACGGGCUCUGGGGGCGUACGAGCGCUGGCGGCCAUGUUUGAGCAUCGCUGCUCGCUCAACGCGCCGUCGCCGGCACCGCACCGGCCGUGGGCCCAAAAUAAGGCUCCGAGCGGGUCUGCCUUGGGUUCAUCGUCUACUGCUCAGCCACUUCUGCAGCCAGGCUCUGCAUCGCAGGAGCAACCAGCUGCUGCAGGAGAUGCUGACGCAGCCAGCGUGCAGCAGCCGACGGCUGAGCUGCAACUGACAGGCACCCUGAAAGCAACUAGUCCAGCAGCAGCAGCAACAGCAGCGGCAUCCGCGCCGGCAGCAGCGGAAGCUUCAGUCCGCACUGAGACGCGCGCUGCCGCUGUGCCGGACAGCGUUUUCCAGGCUUCAUCUGACAGUCCAGCAGAGCAGCCCAGUGCUGUAAGAGAUCCUUUCGCAGAUCUACUGGCCGGCUUUGGCAUCAUUAGUGAGCGCCAGCCCGACCUGUUCGCACCAGACACCGGCCCCACAGGGGCUUGUCAGGAGCACGCAGACCCAAUUGCAAUACUUAAGGACUCGGGGGAUCCCGCCUCAGAUGCCCACACAGAAGACGCCGCAGUGUCGCCACCGGAACGCGCCCUCGCCGCUUCAGCUGCCCCGGGGAGUGGGCAGCCCAGCGUGAGAGCGCAGGGGAUCCAGACAGAUGACUCAGAGGCGGCCGCCGGUGAAACGCGCUCGUCUGGCGCUGCCACAUCAGCACUCCCUGGGCCGAGCAGUUUGGGCAGCCCAGCUGGCAGCGCCGAGACGGACAGCCCAGACAUUGCCGAGGCGCAAGACACUUUCUUAGUCGACAGCGGCUUGCUCGCCCCUUCGUUGGAUGGCUACGGCGACGCGUCUGCCGCCAGCUCGUGCCUGACCUCCCCGGCGCUCAGCCCUCGACAGAGGGCCUCCGCUGCGCGCGCGGGGCUGAGAAUGCCGGGCCGACGGCACACAUCAUCACUCACCGAGGAGGCGCACCUGCCGCCGGCCGCGCCGGCGUCCCGGGCGGCCACGCCGCGGAUCGUGGCGCCGCCCAACACGGCCACUCACUCGCUGGCAAACUCUGAGGCCAAUUCGCCGCGCAUCAUGGCAGAGCCGCCGCCCGGCCUGCGGCUGCCACUGCCGCUGCUCGCGCUCUCUCCUGGAACUGCGCAGGCGGAGGGCGGCGCUGGGGCCGGUGCAGCAACCUCUGGCGUAGCCGAAGAGCAGCAAGAAGGGGAAGCGGGGGAGCCGAGCAGCGACGCAUCUGCCAGCACGCAGAAGCAGCCGCCGUUGCAGGAGCCGGCAGCAGCGGCCAUGCGCAGCCCGCGACACAACGGCGGUUGGUCUCGACCCGACACGCACUCGGGCGAUCGUGAGCGGCUGCUGCUGCGCGCUGUGGACGAAGUGGAGGCGCUGGUGGAUGCGCUGCUGGGCCGCUGGAACAGCAUGCCGGCCUCCCAGCAGCCGGACCACCUGGCCGAGCGCAUGGAGGAGCUCUUCCUCGAAGCCUCCAUGCUCGAGGCGGUGCGCAAUAACCAGGUGCCCAAGCCGCGCGCGAUGGUGGAGGACAUUCUGACGCGAGUCGCGCUGCUGGAUGACGAGCUCAGCCGCUACACGGGGCAGCCCUCGCAGUCCGUCUGCCUCGCGUCCCCCCGCACCAGCGGGGGGCCCGCUGCGCGGCCACAGCUGGAAUCCCCUCGGCCCGGAGCCGGCCGGGCGCAGCCGUCGCGCAUCGCGCAGGCGCUGGCAACGCGCAGCAGCAGCAGCUCGCGGGAGGGCGGCCGCGUGGCGGCGCGCAGCGCCGCUGCUGGGCCGCAGCCGCCAGCCGAGCGCCGCCACCGGCGGCCGACAGUUGCCGUCGCCGCGCAGCCGGCUGGCCCGGACGGCGAAGCCACCGCGCAGGCGGCCGAGGCCGACGGCGCUCUUGAGCGCUUCACGGAGUUCUUGGCUCGGCACGAGGGCGAGCUGCAGCCUCGCACGCGUCAGAUUGCUGAGCUGGCGCUGGCGUUGGCGCGUCUGUCCCUCGCCAACAAUCCCUCCAGCAGCGACGCCAGAAUUCCUGUGGAAGCAAUCUCAUGA